Molecule: messenger RNA, 432 nt
Organism: Trichoderma aggressivum f. europaeum
Lineage: Eukaryota; Fungi; Ascomycota; Sordariomycetes; Hypocreales; Hypocreaceae
Exons: 1
Coding region: 1-432 (143 amino acids)
Source: RefSeq, a predicted model, not a curated record
AUGGAUGCAGAAUGUGCGAUUUCGUGCGAUUUGAUCAGUUUUGAGAACAACAGCGGUGGCAUGGAAGAAGUUGAUUAUUUCCUAGCAGAUGUUGAAGUUCAUUCUGAGGGAGAAACGCAAGACUUGGGCAUGGAGCCGCAAACCCAAGACGAGGCUCGCAAAAAGCAGAAGCUAGACGAAUCAUGUACUAUGCAGCCGUCUCUGCUUGAUGGUUCUCCGGAGAGGGGCAUUGGACAAGGAAUUAUGACGGACAUUUGUUUAGGUGUUGACAACAAGUCGAUCCACAAGGAUGCUUCCUACGACCCUGCUAUCCAGGAUUUAUUUCAUGCCCGAGGGAACCGUUGGGUGCAGAAAGCAAACCGUCCUACGGCUCUUGAUAUGUGGGAUGCUGCUGAUAGCACAACUUUGAAAGAUGCCGUCCAGACGUAUUAG